ACUAGCUGGCAACAAGGGACGCAAUCUGAUCAUUGUCGAUGAUUGUUAUUUUCCAUCUUUUCGUGGCAGAAACAGAAAUAAAAUUAAAGUUCUACGUGCUCCAGCCAGUUUUUCUAUAAUUUAACACUUCCAUCAUUCCAGAAUCGCGUUCACGAUGGCCACGUUUGUGCAGCCCUGCCUCACCUGUUUCCGCCGGACGGAUAACUAUCUCCGGAUCACGGACGAAACCAAUGCCGACGAUGUGCACCGGAUAGUCACAACGCACUUUUGGUUUUCGGACACCGAGUGCUUCGCCAGCGUACUGUGCACCAGCUGUUGGGAGAAGAUCGAUGAAUUCCACAAGUUCUAUUGUGAGGUGAAACGAGUUCACUCGGACCUAGCGGAUCCGGUUAUUCCGGUGCAAAUCAAAGUGGAACCAAUCGAGACGGAUACGGAAGUAGCUGCCGUGAAACGGGAAAUACUGCCCGAAUCGUUUUCGAAGCUGGAUGAGCUCGUUGAAAAGACAGGUGACAUAAACCAAAUGACUCUGGUUGGGUUCAAAAAUGAGCAAGAAUACAAAGAAAUGGAACCAGGAGAGGUUCCGGUUAAGAAGAAGCGAGGUCGUAAAAGAAAAUUGCCUCCACAAGAAACGAAAUCGGAACCAGAGAUUGAAACAAAAAACAAAGUUGAUAAAACAGAAAAUCAACCUAAUUCGGAUGAAUCUGACAAUGACUUCAAAGAAGAGCAGGAAGGUUCUGAUUGGGAUCCUUCGCAGGAUAUCGACUCGGACGAUGAAGUGCUGUCGAAGCGCAAAGCACGCAAAGACGCUAGCAAACCGAAAAGAAAAUAUACCCCUCGGAAAACAAAAAAGAAUGCAGAGAAACGUGUCCCUGUUCCGAGAUGUAGAGAAGAAGUAGCGAAAGAGGAUGAACUGAUUAGAAAAUAUUGUAGUAUUUUCUGCUCAAAAUGUGAGUUCACUUCGGAUACUUUCAACGAACUGAGGAACCACACCAAAGCGGUUCACAACUGUAAUCCGAUGGUGAUAUGUUGCGAGCAUAGAUUUUACAAGCGAACGUUUCUCUAUCAACAUGCUCAAUACCACGAGGAUCCGGAGAAAUUCAAAUGCCACGUAUGCGUGAAAUUUUUCCACAGUGGAUUGGCUUUGAAGUUGCACAUGGAUUACACUCAUGUGACAGACGAACAGAAGAUAUUCAAAUGCGACGAGUGCGAUGCCAGUUUUGCAAAGUCCUAUCACCUGACUUCGCACAAAAUGAAACACACAUCGAUAGCCGAGAAGCGUUUCUACUGCGCUCCGUGUGAUAUAGCUUUUCGCACCAAUCAAUCCUACAAAACACAUCAACAUUCGAAGCACGGUGCUGCGGCAAAGUACGUUUGUGAUAUAUGUGCCCGUGGUUUCCGCCAGCGUUCCGAUUUGGUAACUCACCAGUUGUCGCACACUGCUGAAGGGCUGGAACAGCUGAAGAUCCAGUGCGAGCACUGUCACAAAUGGAUGAAGAAUAAGAAAUCUAUUUGGACCCACAGGAAAAUCUGCCAAAGCGUGGGUCCAGUAACGUGCGACAUCUGCGGUAAGACGGCUCCCAAUCCAGAGCAGCUAAAAAAUCACAAGAAGUUUAUGCACCAGGAUCAACGUAUUUACAAGUGCGGCUACUGUGAUAAAGCGUUUAAACGACCCAUUGAUUUGAAGGAACACGAAACCAUUCAUACUGGUGAGGUUCUCUACACUUGUAACUUCUGUCCGAAGACGUUCAAUUCUAACUCGAAUCUGUACUCGCACCGACGGAAACAGCACCCGCUCGAGUACGCGGAAUGGAAGACGGCGCUGCAGUUGAAAAAGCAGCCUCUCGCUACGCUUCCGCCGGAAACUCUCCCGCUUGCUUCAAUUCCGACUACCUCUGGAACGGCGAUGGGAUCACUGAACAGUGCCAACCGGCUGCCGCUACCCGAACUGGGAGCACCACCGUUGUUUAUGCCACCGACGACGACGAUGAUGAUUCCGUCGGCUCAUCUGCUGCCCCCCGCAGACGAAAGAGGCGAACAGUAUAUCUGAAGCUCUAAACAGGCCGGAUCAUAAGAGUAUGUUUUAUUUAUCUGUGACAAAUAUCAGUGGUAUUUGAAUCAGUGUUCUAUUACUAUGUCUAAACAUUACGAAAUCCAGUUCAACCAACAGAAAUAUGGUGAAAAUAUAAUUGUUAGACUACUGGCUUUUGCUGGAAUGUAGAUUAUCUGAAGUACAGUUAUCCGCAAAUGC
Molecule: messenger RNA, 2248 nt
Organism: Uranotaenia lowii
Lineage: Eukaryota; Metazoa; Arthropoda; Insecta; Diptera; Culicidae
Product: transcription factor grauzone-like
Exons: 3
Coding region: 155-2047 (630 amino acids)
Biological process (GO): regulation of DNA-templated transcription
Cellular component (GO): nucleus
Molecular function (GO): zinc ion binding; RNA polymerase II cis-regulatory region sequence-specific DNA binding; DNA-binding transcription factor activity, RNA polymerase II-specific
Source: RefSeq, a predicted model, not a curated record